AUGUCUUUGGAAAAAAUUAUAGUCUUCAUUAAAAUUGUAGAAAAUUCGGCAUCAUUACAAAGUCCUAUAUUAAGAAAAUUAAAUCAAAAUGAUCGUUUAUCCAAAAUUCGUAAAGAACUUGAAAAUAGUGUCAUUGAUGAUAUGCUAUUAUUUUCAAAAAAAGUAAACGACGAAUUCAGUGUGUUGGAAUAUGAGGAAGAAGAAAAUUUUUAUCUAAAAGAUGUUAUAGAUGACCAAAAUAUUUUAUAUUUAAAACGAGUUUAUUGGAAAUUUUUGAGUAAUCAACUCAAACUAGAUUAUGGUAGAAUUAUGAGCUUUGAUGGAAUUAAAAUAGCUAAUAAACAAGCAUAUUCAAUAAAUAAAUGUGAACUGGAUGAAAUUGAUAGUUAUAAAAAAGGUCAACUUGAAUUUGAAUCAAAAGAAGACUGGAUAAAAAAGACUAAUUUAUUUGUUGAUGUCGAUGGGAUUAACAUAACGGAUUUUGCGAAGUUAGGGUUAUCAGUCAGAAGUUUACGUGAUAAAAGUUUUAAUAAUGAAGUUAUGUCAGCUUAUAAAUAUAUUGAAAUUGGUAAAGUAUCAUUGAAAUUCAACAAAGAGGAUUUAAAAUUGACUGAAGAAUUUAAAAAUGAUGUGGUUAAUGCUAUAAAAUCUAAAAAUUCUGAAGAAGGAUUUGAGAAAAUUACCGAUGAUUAUGGUCAAUUUAUUCCAACCGAAGUUAUUUUGGGAGGGAGAAUUUAUUUCAAAGAUAUUAAAAAGUUGUUAGCCAACUCCGCAGAUACAUCUAAUGAUGCUUCUGUAAACAUAGGUAUCGGAUCUUCAAAUGCCAAUGUAGGGUUUAAUUUUAAUAAUUCAGAAACAACAUCAAAAUUUUAUAAUUUUAAUCAUAUAAAAUUACUUGGAGGAAAGCAUCCUGAUGAUGAAAAUUUUGAUGAAAAAGCUUGGAUUGAUUCUUUGAAGGAUUAUCAAAAUUGGAAUUGUAUCGAAUUCAAAAAUCCCAUUAGCAUUUUUCAACUAUUAUCAUUUGAUGAUGAUUUACCAAAUUUACCAGAUGAUUUACCUGAUAAUUUACCUAAUGAUUUACAAGAUUCACGUAAAACAAUCUACGAAUCUCUUGGAAAUAAAAUUCUUUAUACCAGUACUGAGGGAUGUGAAUAUUUUUUAAAUAAACCCGGAAGGUUCCGAACUUUCGAACUGAAGAAUAUUCCACGAAAUAUCUUACAAAUUGUUUAUGACAAAAAAGCCGAUAUCUAUGCAACAAUUUAUGAUACCAAUGAAAAUUCAAAAAAUGUUUUUUUUAAUUGUAAAAUCUUAAGAGAACCAGGUGCAAAACCAAGUAUUAUAAUUCACGGUAUACAAAAAGAAUUUAAGCAAUGUAAAUAUAAAUUAAAAAUUAAGAUAAUGAUAAUUGGAUAUGAUACAGAUUUUAAUCCCAUACUUUCAGAUACAAGUGUUGAAUUAAUUAAAAAUGUUUAUGAUCCACAAAACUCUUGUGAAUUUUAUAGUAUACCAUUAAAACAAAAACUUGAUUCAAUGCUGGAAAAAAAUAUUCCUUUCUUUGGAAUUCCUGUAUUAGAAAAUUUUGAUUUAAAAAAAAAACGUUACGUUAAUUUACCCAAAGUUACUUUUUGCACAUUCAUUAUUUCUAAUUAUCCUACUUCUGAUUCUUAUGAAUCAUUUCCUUUUAAUUUCAAAUUAUUGAAAACUCCAUUUGUUGAUCUUAAUACUAGUAGUAUAAAUCCAAAAUGUGUUAGUUUAUAUUUCUCAAAAAAUAAUGAUUAUAAACCAAUUUUUUUGAAUCAAAAAAUUAACCAAAUUAAGUAUUAUGCAGGUCAACAAGAAUUAGAAGGUCAUCAUGUGUGA
Rhizophagus irregularis DAOM 181602=DAOM 197198 is the source of this 1860-nucleotide messenger RNA. Lineage: Eukaryota; Fungi; Glomeromycota; Glomeromycetes; Glomerales; Glomeraceae. The record is from RefSeq and is a predicted model, not a curated record.